This is a messenger RNA of Amphiprion ocellaris (clown anemonefish), 7482 nucleotides long. It is a transcript of the gene ubash3bb, whose product is annotated as ubiquitin associated and SH3 domain containing Bb. The transcript has 14 exons. Gene Ontology annotation, molecular function: protein binding. The record is from RefSeq and is a predicted model, not a curated record. The coding region runs from base 154 to 2085 and encodes 643 amino acids. NCBI's taxonomy places the organism in Eukaryota, Metazoa, Chordata, Actinopteri, Pomacentridae.
GGCGGAGUAGCAGCGCUCUGCGUGGCCGCACAGCGCUGCUCUCAGCUCGGCUCCGUGUUGUUGCUGUUACCUCCCCACUCAUGCGGACCCCGUUGAGGCUCAUGGACUAACCGAAGCUCUGUGUGCUGCUGCUAGACGGUUACGGACUCCACCAUGGCUGCUAAAGAGGACCUCUACAGCAAAAUCCUCCCUCGGAGGCUCCGGCAGAACCGACCGGGCUCGAUGAAAUGCGGAUCCAGCCUGGACGUGCUGCUAUCCAUGGGCUUCCCCAGACCAAGGGCACUCAAAGCUCUGGUGUCAACUGGAGGUCGGAGUGUGCAAGCAGCAUGUGACUGGCUGUUUUCCCACGUGGACGACCCGUUCCUGGACGACCCUCUGCCCAGAGAGUUUGUCCUCUACCUGCGACCCAGUGGACCUCUACAGAACCAGCUCUCACACUUCUGGCAGCAGAGCAGAGUCACUUGUGGCAAAAACAAAGCCCACAACAUUUUCCCCCAUAUCACCCUCUGCCAGUUCUUUAUGUGUGCAGACCACAAAGUAGAAGCUCUGUGUGAGGCCCUCCAGGCCACCGUACAGCAGUGGCGGGGUCGGUUUCCCACCCCGCUGCCUCUAGAGCUCUACACAUCUUCUAACUUCAUCGGUCUUUUCGUGGAGGAGCAGGUGGCCGAUGUCCUCAAGCAGUUUGCAGCAGACUUUGCUACAGAGGCUGCCAGGAAAGCAGAAGUCCAUGUGGAGCCUCACAAGAAGCAGCUCCACGUAACUCUGGCCUACAACUUCCCCACCGAUCACCUCCCAUCACUGGAGAAGCUAGCUAAGGGCAUCGAAGUCAAGCUGGGGUGUGAUUGGUUGGCUGUUCUCUUCUCCCGGGACAUUCGUUUCGCUAACCAUGAGACCCUGAGGGUGAUGUAUCCCUACAUGCCACAGAACGAGGACGAGCUGGAGCUGGUCCCUGGGGAUUUUGUCUUCAUGUCUCCAGUAGAUCAGAGUAGCACCAGUGAGGGCUGGGUGUACGGGACCUCGCUGGCCACCGGGCUCUCCGGCCUGCUGCCUGAGAACUAUGUCAGCCUGGCCGAUGAAUCCGACACCUGGGUCUUCCAUGGCUCCCACUCAUUCUUCAGCUGUGGGCCCAGUGACAAGACCAGUAAAGAGAGAGGGAUGUUUGAUGGCCUGCUGGACAGCCGUCGCCCUGAUAACACAAGUCCUGGAGACACUCCCACCCUCAGUCUCAUCUGCCACCCAAUGCAGCAGGUCCUGCGGAUCAGCGGUGGUCACUCUCGACAGCCCAAGCGAACACUUUUUGUCUGCCGGCACGGUGAGAGGAUGGAUGUGGUCUUUGGCAAACACUGGUUCUCCCUCUGCUCAGACAGUAAAGGCAGAUACGUACGUUCCAACCUGAACAUGCCUCCCAGUUUGCCUCUGUGGGGUGGACAGAGAGACUAUGACAUGGAUGCUCCUAUCACUGUGUUUGGAUCCACACAGGCUCGACUAGUAGGUGAAGCCCUGUUAGAGAGUAACACAGUGAUAGACUUUGUGUACUGCUCUCCUUCUCUGCGAUGUGUUCAGACUGCACAGAACAUCCUGAAAGGUCUGCAGCAGGAAGGUAAGCUGAAGGUGCGGGUGGAGCCGGGGCUUUUCGAAUGGACCAAGUGGGUUUCUGGGAACUCUCUGCCUUCAUGGAUACCUCCCACUGACCUGGCUGCUGCCCACUUCAGUGUGGACACCACUUACAGACCUCUGAUCCCAGUCAGCAAGCUCACUGUGUCUGAGUCCUAUGAGAACUACAUGAGUCGGAGCUACCAAGUGACCAAAGAUAUCCUGUCAGACUGCAAAAACACUGGAAACAACGUGCUGAUUGUAGCCCACGCUUCUUCCUUAGAGGCCUGCACACGCCAGCUGCAGGGCCGCAGCCCACAGAGCGCCAAGGACUUCAUCCAAGUUGUCCGAAAGAUUCCCUACCUGGGCUUCUGUUCCUGUGAGGAGCAGGGAGACACGGGGGUGUGGCAGUUAGUGGACCCUCCCAUCCUCCCCCUCACACAUGGACCAAACCACACCUUUGACUGGAGGGAGACACUCCUACAAGAAUGACACCAUCUGAACCCUUCAGCCUGAUCAUGCUGUCUCCACAGAUUGCAGUGACAUGUUUUGGACCGUUCCUCUGCCUCCCCUCAAUAAAACUAAAAAAAUAUUGGAACUUUCCUCUUUUCAGCCUCAUCAGCAGCUGGUGGUUUUUCAGAGACGACUGAAGCUUCCUGCCUAAAGAUGAGGAGCUGAGUCCCAGCCAGUGAACGGUGAGGUGAACUGACUGCAUCCAUCCGUGAGCGGUUCAACAAUGAUUAACAAAUGUCCACACUCAGAUGUCAUCAUGUUACUACUAUUUGCAAGCAGAUGUGAGUUUGGCUGGGUCUUUGGUGUUCAGCUGGAUUAUGCUUAGAAGUUGUCAGUCUCAGGAAAUAUUGUGAAAUUAGCAUUAAGAUUCUAAGACAAAUAUUUGUAACAUGAAUGUUUUACAUACAGCAUGAGAGGUGAUAAGAAAGUUCCAAGACUGCCUAUAAAAUCAAUAACUGUACCUGAUGUAGGGCUGCACAGGUGCUCAGUGGUUAGCACUGUCACCUUGCAGCUACAAGAUCCCCAGUUCACAUCCCAGACUAGGAUCUUUCUGCAUGGAGUUUGCAUGUUCUCCCUGUGUGGCUUUUCUCCAGGUUCUCCAACUUCCUCCCACAGUCCAAAAACAUGCUGAGGUUAACUGGUGAUUCUAAAUUGUCCGUAGGUGUGAAUGUGAGUGUGAUUGUUUCCAUAUGUAGCCCUGUGAUAGACUGGUGAUCUGUCCAGGUGUCCCCUGUCUUCACCCUAAUUCAGCUGGGAUAGACUCCAGCCCCCCAUGACUCUAAUGAGGAUUAAGGUGUAUAGAUGAUGGAUGGAUGGAUGUACCUGAUUUAGCUUUGGCUGCCAUCCUCAUCAAUAGAGUAUCCUUGUGCUUUUACACCACUAACAGCACUCCUGCAUCGCCUGUAGCACUCCAUAAAGGUCCAACACCAUCUCUGAUGACUGCUGAAUCUCUUAAAAUGUGUUAAGACAGCAGCUUUUCAACUUUCAGAAUUUUAUUUUGGGGAAGAGAAAGAAAUCACAGGGAGCCAAAUCUGUUAAUCAGUGUGACUGUGGCCAAAAAAACUCUGUGUGUAAUCACCACACUGUGACUGGUCACACAGCACCCUGGACCACUACAGGUCAUCACACCACAGUUUAGAUCAUUUGUGCUGAAUGUUUUCUCUCAGGACCUCGGAACUAUGUGUGUCUGACUCAGGGGGAUAAAUUCCUGGUGCACAACCACAUGAACGAAGAAAACAAUGAGCAUGCUCUAGUUGCACUGCUGACCUGUGAAUACUGUUGUUUCUUCUGUUGGUGGUAGCUGCAGACACAACUGUCACCACCAGUAAUGAUCUUCCACAUGAAAACUGGAUCAUCCAGCUGCUGAAAGAACUGGCUAUUUGUUCUCUGAUCCAAUUUACAUCCAUGAAUAAAGCACCAAUAUGCAACGACCAGUGGUCACAAAAACAAGUGUGUCACAGCAGGUCCUACAUGUUGCAUGUGCACCACAAACAGUCCCUGAACUUUUUGAUCACCACACUCACUCUCAAAUGUUAAAAUACAAUAGAAACAUGGCCCAGCUGUAUUCUGGUUUCCAACAUACACCACCGUUCAAAAGUUUGGGUCACUUAGAAAUGUCCUUAUUUUUGAAAGAAAAUUUUUUUUUAAAAUUAAGGUAACAUUAUAAAUGAUAAAUCCAGUCUAGACAUUGUUAAUGUGAUAAAUGACUCUUCUAGCUGGAAAUGGUUGAUUUUUAAUGGAACAUCUACAUAGAGGUACAGAGGAACAUUUCCAGCAACCAUCACUCCUGUGUUCUAAUGCUACAUUGUGUUAGCUAAUGGUGUUGAAAGGCUCAUUGAUGAUUAGAAAACCCUUGUGCAGUUAUGUUAGCGCAUGAAUAAAAGUGUGAAUUUUCAUGGAAAACAUGAAAUAGUAUGAGUGACCCCAAACUUUUGAAUGGAAGGGUACCUCACAACAUAAAGCAUAAAACCCUCCUACCUUUGCUUUUUACAGAGGAUGAACCGUUGUGAUGUCAGUAAAUCAUGGCAGUUUUCUCCCACUAAUGUUCAGGCUCUAAUGACAAAGUUGUCUCAUCAACAUUAAUUCAUCAAUAGCUGUGUUUCAUAGACUUUUUAUUUACCUUUAAUAUGUGACCUGCUUUGAAAUUUGUGCUUAUUUCACAAUAUUUACUGAGACUGUGGAGCAGCUAUAAUGAGAGUGUAAUAGCUCCCCAGCAGCACUGAAUCACAGGGCUUCUAACCAAAAUGAAUACAGACGGUAUUGCUUGUUCUAAAAUAAAUGACAUCUUUUGUCCUGCUUGCCCCACUUCAGUAGCUGAGAGAAACAUAUCAGCUCUGGCUUGAGAUCUUCAUCAGAGACUCUCCUGAUGCUUCCACUGAAUGUGUCCCGUCAUUGUUGUCUCUGUUAUGGCGCCACAUGUAGCACAUGAAUUACAGCAGUGUCUUCUACAGCUCAUCUGGUGUCUGUAAAAAUGGAACAGUCGCAACUAUAACAGCACAACCUGCACUAUUGACAAUCAUACAGUAGCUUCUUGAUUCUGGUCCAGCAGCAAAUUUCGUGUGUUUGUUAUAUGUUGUUCAAAGGUUUGGAGUAGCUGUAAAUAGUCUUAUUUUGAAAAGAAGUCUUCCAGUUUUAUUUCUAUUUAUUGGUAAGAGUUUCUUUCAGAUGUUACAAGCAAAAAUAUUAAGAGGAUCGUCAAUUUUAACAGCAUGCACCAAUUUAUGCUCUGUAUCUCAGGUGUUGACUGCAUUUACCACACACGUACAUAUGCAGCUUUGAAAACUGUUCAUAGAUUGAGUGACUGUGUUGUGCCUCUUAAUUACAGUGAUGUCUCCUGAUGUACUGACUGCCCACUGGUAGCUGCAGCAGCAGAAACUCCCAUCAGUAAACAGAGGAGGGAGUUUGCUUAGGCACGUGUAGCUUAUUAUUUUCAGUCAACAACCUCUCAGUUCAUCUCAGCAGCAGUUGUCAGCCGAAGCUUUUUCCCAGCAGGGGUUGUUGUGGGAAACGUAGAGUCUAGCAUGUCUUCUGCAGGGAUUUGUUGACUCUGCCAAAGAAUCCACUGGAUGCUGAUCAUUUUAAUGGAAUAGUUUGACACGUUUGGGGAAAAUAUACUUAUUUGCUUUCUUGCUGAAAGUUACAGUGGCACUGUAAGUUUGUGAACCCUUCAGAAUUUUCUGUUUUUGGAUAUACACUACUGUUCAAAAUUUAGGGGUCACUUAGAAAUGUCCUUUUUUUUUUAAAAGAAAAGCAGUUCUCGCUCUCUCUUUUCAGGGGUUCAGAUGUAAAAAAAGCUUCUAAAAUUUAGAACAUGGUCAAUUGGUAAAUAUCGCAACGAACACUGCUGUCAAAAAUACAGUAGUGAUGAUAAAACAUAUAUAUGUCCUUAUGUGUAAUCCAGCCAAGAUAGAACUACACUACUGUUCAAAAGUUUGGGGGCACUUAAAAAUUUUCUUAUUUUGAAAGAAAAGCAUUUUUUUUCAAUGAAGAUAACAUUAAAUGAAUGAUAAAUACAGUCCAGACAUUGUUAAUGUGGUAAAUGACUAUUCUAGCCGGAAACGGCUGAUUUUUAAUGGAAUAUCUACAUAGAGGUACAGAGGAACAUUUCCAGCAACCAUCACUCCUGUGUUCUAAUGCUACAUUGUGUUAGCUAAUGGUGUUGAAAGGCUAAUUGAUGAUUAGAAAACCCUUGUGCAAUUAUGUUAACACAUGAAUAAAAGUGUGAGUUUUCAUGGAAAACAUGAAACUGUCUGGGUGACCCCAAACUUUUGAAUGGUCGCAUAAAUGAUGUAAAACAUUAUCCAAUUUUCACACAAGUCCUCAAAGAUAGAGUAUACAGGUAAAUGAAUGAAAUAAAAUGUAUUACAAUGAGUCUUUUUUCACAUCAGCUUGUUGGAAUUUCAGCCCUUCCACAUAUUCAUGCAGAAAUAGUGAAAAUUCUAAAGGGCUACAAACUGUCGAGCACCUCUGCAGAUCAGACUCGUACCGUCCUCAUGUCUGUCUGCUGAACGUGACAUAAGAGCUAGCAAGCAUUUGGCUUAGCUAAGCUAGCCUGGCUCUGUCUACGUUCAAGAAUAACACACUUUAGAAUUUUACUAAUUGACAUGUUUAAUCUGUACAUACGGUCAAAGCUUAUUUUUUAGCUUUUCAGUGAGUCAAGCUAGCUUUUCCUCUUGCUUCCUUUUUUUUAAUGCUAAGCUAAGCUAAUCCUCUGCUGGCUUUAGCCCACAUGAGAUUGUAAAUGCUCAUCUAAUUCUUGGCAAGAAAGUGAAAAUGUGUGCUUCCAAAAGUGUCAGAUUAUAAAUUUAAAGAGUAUUCAGAGCACUCUAAACUACCUUUGCUUUUAAUGUUAAAAAUAAAAACUAUGUAAACAUGCCUUUACUUUGUUAACUGCAUCAUAACUUGAGUUAGUCGUAACAGGGUCUUUGAUUAAGUCUGGCCAUUUGGACAACUGUCACGCAGAAAUAUCAGGAUCCUCAUCUUUGAAUUCAUUCACGACUUAAACAGCUACUUGGAAAACCUAAUAACACGAUGCUUGACAUGCACAUGAUGCCUAAGUCACCAGAGUCCAUGUUGUGAAAACAGAGGGCUCAGAACAACCAUCUCAGCUGUUUCUUUGUCAACCAUUACCAGUAAUAUUGUUGAAUCCCAUUAAAUCUGGCUGUGCAGCAGUUGCAAAUUCUUUGUUGACACAGGUUGGGUGGAAAGAAAUACACUGCUCCCACAGAAAUGUGAAAGGUUUUCUCUAUUUCAUGAAAUGUAAUUUUCCUAACAUAAAAUAUUGGAGCAUCUUAUGUUGGAUUAAAGAGUAAACUGUGUGUCUGUAGCGAGAGAUACUUUCAUUUGUAUGAUGAAACUCCAAAAGAAGAGAGCUAUGUGAAGGAGUCACAGAGGAAGAAGCCAUGGUGUUCCACUGUUUGUUAUUUAUUGUCUGAACAUAUCACCAAAUGUGUACAGCAAUUAAUUUAAACUUCCUUCUUUUAAAAUGAAAAUCUAUUUGUUCACUUGUAAUUUAAGAUGAAGCGUGUGUGUCUGUACGUGUGUCAGCUGUGUUAAAUGUGUUUUAGUUUUGAAUUGAUCUCCUUUUCGUUGUCGUUGAGUUAUGAAGCAUAAAGCUGUCCUUUUCAAACAGCUGUAAUAUUUUCAUAUUUUGAGAGCUCUGUGGGCACAGAAAGUAGUGAGGUCAGUCUAUGAUUUGUGGUGACAGUUUCAUUUGCAGUUUGUUCCCAUGAAACAUGAAAUUAAAGCAUCAUUUUUCUCCACAGCAAUAACAUUACAAAACAUCCAGUUUGCAAAGUCAGAAUUUGUCUGUUCAGUUUGCAGCUAUGUUGCAAAUGCUGUAAAGGAGUGUAAAUCAAAUAAAAUUCUACAUCCUGA